CAGUUAAGGGCAGGGGGUGGAGGAGGAGGAGGAGGAAGAGGAGGGGGCAGGUCCCAGUGCUCCCAGUGCUCCAGCGCAGCUCGGGGGCUCAGCCGAGGCGUGAGGGGACACAGCGCUGCUGCUCCCGCUCCUCGCCAAUACCCCCUGACACCCCCGGCUGCCGAAACCUCGGCAGGGAAGGCAGGAGCGGCAUUCCCGGGACAGCAAUGCGGGCGGGAUGCGGGGCUCCCGUUAAUGGUUAACGGCGGCGGCAGCGCCUCCGGCCCCGCUGAAGGACAAUGAGCCCCGCGCUCGGCUCCGCUCGCCCUCCCCGCGCCGCCGAGCCCCGGCCGGCCCUGCACCAGUGGCAGCCCUGCUCUCCUGCUCUUUGCACAGCACCCAAAGGCUGACAGGACUUGAUUUGCUGCAGCUUUUUGCUCAGAUGGAUGGAAGGCUCCCACCAAGGUUGUUUACCCACUAAAUGGAUCCCUGAGGAGCUGCAGGGCGAGAAGGUUCUCCUGGGAGCUGAUUCCCUCCUGUUUUUCUUUGAGCUGCCUGAAGAACAUCCCAGGAAGAUGGAGGAGCCCUGCACCUAAGAGCCAGCUCUGCUUUCUGGAAUGCUCAGUGGGAAGGAGGCACCAUUCCAGCACGAAAUCCAGUGCAUACCAAAUUUUGAUCCCAAGUGCUUCAAGGAUAAAGACUUCAUGUAAUUGCUGUGGGAUUCACACUGCUGCACUCUCAUUCUUCUGACUGUUCCACAAGGCAAAGAUGAUCUGAAUGUUUAACUGGACUAUGAGAAGAAGACAGGAUCUGGAAGUAAAAGAUGAACCCACUUCAUGCAAAGAAAUCAAGAUUUUUAGUGUGUGUUGCUGUCUGUAUGUUCAUCUACACCUUCAUUUACCUCAAGGUUCCACUUUAUGACGAGUCAGAUGAGCAAAAAUUCCGUGUCAAAAGAGCAGAGUGUGGUUUUUACCCAGAUGAACUUUGCUCUGCUCUUUUUGUGGGGAAACCUGCGGCCUUUAAAAUUGGAAACUUUUGUCAGAAGUCCUACCAGCCCAAAGCCCUCAGCUGCAUUCAGACUUCCUGCAGCUGCUCCACAGUCCUGAAGACUUUGCAUUUUAUCACCACACCACUGUCAGAGGAAGAAGGAAAUUUCUCCUUGGCGUACAUUAUUACAAUUCACAAGGAGCUGGAAAUGUUUGUGAGGCUGCUAAGAGCUAUUUAUAUGCCUCAGAAUAUUUACUGCAUCCACAUUGAUGAGAAGUCACCCAGAGAUUAUAAAACUGCUGUACAGAACAUCGUUAACUGCUUUGAAAAUGUUUUUAUUUCCUCCAAAAGAGAACACGUUGUUUAUGCAGGGUUUUCAAGAUUACAAGCUGAUAUUAAUUGCAUGAGAGACCUCGUGAACUCCAAAGUUCAGUGGAAUUAUGUUAUUAAUCUUUGUGGUCAGGAUUACCCCUUGAAAACAAAUAAAGAAAUCAUCGAAUACAUCAAAAGUAAAUGGAAUGGUAAGAACAUCACCCCUGGGAUCGUGCAGCCCCUGCACGUGAAGCACAGGACAGAGGUCAGCUACAGGGAGUACGUGCACUCUGGAGUGCCCUACGUGUACCCAGCCAAGGUCAGGAAAGCUCAGCCCCCCCACAACCUGACCAUCUAUUUUGGCAGUGCCUAUUACAUCCUCAGCAAGGCCUUUGUGGAGUUCACCCUGAGCGACGCCCGGGCUAAAGCUCUGCUGGAGUGGUCCAGGGACACCUACAGCCCUGAUGAGCACUACUGGGUCACCCUCAAUCGUUUACCUGAUGCUCCAGGGGCUACACCCAAUGCAGGCUGGCAAGGAGACCUGAGAGCCAUUAAAUGGAAAGAUCAAGAAGGGCUCUCACACAAAGGCUGCAAAGGUCAUUACGUCAGAGACAUCUGCAUUUACGGCCUGGGGGAUCUGCAGUGGAUCAUCGAGUCCCCCCAUCUGUUUGCCAACAAGUUCGAGGCUGCCAGGGACCCGCUGGGGCUGCAGUGCCUGGAGCGCCGGCUGCGGCUCAAGGCGCUGCGCCAGGCUCGCGUGCCCAUCGAGCAGCACUGGCGCCUGCAGGAGCACAGCCACUUCAACAUGCAGCUGGACGUGUGAGCUCAGCCCCUGCCCUGCAGCUGGGCAGCAGGAACAGCAGGACAUGGGGGUGUUUACAGGCACGGCUUCGCUCUGCGCGCGAGGGGAAAGCGCGGUCCUGCAAGCCCUGAAUUUUUAUUUAUUCCGGUGGUAAUGGGUUCAUUCCCAAAAAAUGUCUGAAUUCAAGGGGAGAAGUUCAUCAUCCAUCAAGUGACUUAUUUAGCUGGAAAGUCAAUAUUCCUCAUGUCCACAGCCAAAGCAUGAAAAUAAUAAAAUGGGAGCAGUGACUGAACGAAGAUAAAAUAUGCAGAAAUAACAAAUUAAAGUCAUGGCCAGUGAAUGUCUCAUAAAAUGUUUUGAAUAAUUGAGUUGAUGCUAAAAUUUCAGAGCUUGUACAUAAGUGACAACCAGUUUAUGACACAGCCCAUGCCACUGGGGGGUGAGGGGUUGUUUUUGUUUCCCAGGGCCAGCCACAUCCCUAAUUUCAUUUUGUAGCAUGGCAACAUCACUGCUGCCCUUCCCAGGCUUUGCUCCUAAUAACAGAAGGAUCCUGGAACACAUUAUUUAUCUCCAGGUCUCUGUUCUGAGUCUCUGCAGGAGUUUAGGGCAAGGAGACAGGGAAGAUUUGAGGCUCAGUUUUCCUGUAAUCUGAGCAAAAAGCCAUUUUUCAGACAUUUUUCCAUCCCUGACUGAGAGAAGCAAAGAGCCUGCAGCAAGUGCAGUAACACCUGGACAACUCGAUUAAAAACUGCAGAUUAUAAAUAGAAAUUAAAUAAAUAAAAGGAAAUUAAUUUUAAAAUGAGCAAUUUCCAUGCAAUCUUCAAUAUGUACCCUAAACAUCCCUGAGUUUUUACAAGAAAAUUUGCUACAGAUUGAGCCUAUUCCCAAAAAAAUCAAAUGACCCAAAACCAGGACAUGAAAGUUCCUUGUUCCAAACUUAUUCCCAGGUUGCUGGAACUUUCCUCCUCAUUUUCCCACAAAUGUUUAUUGGAAACAUCAUUUCUUGCAAAUGAACUUUAACCUGAAGAAAGGCCAUCUGCUCCCUAUUUAUUUACAAACUCAACCCCAAGGCCUGUGCUUGGUUUCAUGGAUAAUCCAGGAUUUAUCCUGUGGCUAAAUAUUGCUGGAGAUCCUUUUUUUUUAUGGAGGGAAAUAAAAGCUAAAAAAGAAAAGGAAAAUAAAAGCCAGGCACGUGUUCAUGCUGAGCUUGUUGAGAGUCUCUCUCCAAACCAUUACUGAAGCUAAUGGGUGUCUGGCAAGUACUAAUCACAGCAAUAUUCAUAAUUAAUUUCUCUCCAGUCCACUGUGGGGCACUGCCAGCAUUUAUCCACUCCAUGAUGUCUUUUAAAAGGGGAAUGGAAGAUUCCUUAUUGCCAUCACUGCAGCAAAUCCAGUCUCCAGCUUCCAGCCCUGGCACCACCACGCAGAACAGUUGUUGUACAUCAUUUCCAAAUUGAAUUAAAAUGAAAAGUUCAAUAGGCAGGCACUGUAUAUCAUGGGCUCCUUUUGUAGAAAUUGAAUCAGGAAAAAAACCUGCACAAAAAGGCCUCUGCAAAUACAAUUUUGGUAUGACUUGAGCCAUGUCAGCCUAGGAUAUCUUUGCAGCAUGACUUUCUUUGCUUAAAGGAUUUUGGAUUUGAAACAAAAUUUUAGGAAAAUCAUCAUUAAACCAUUCUCAAGUAAUAAACAGUAUUCAACUCAAUACUGUGAUUACCAUAUCACCUUGAAACACACAUGAAAAGCCUUCAUGAAUUCUGUGUUGUUAUGUUAAAGAGUUGAUCAAUCACAACUUUCACACCUCAGCAAAUAUUUGCUAAUUUGGUGCCCUAAGAGCAGAAAGUGCCAAAGUGGCCCUGGAGCCAGUGCUGCACACCCAGCUCUGGACCUGCCAGCCACAGGCAUAAAAUCUGCUUCAGGAAGCUCCAUAUCUAAAUGAAACCUGGGGUUGAGUGCUUGAUAUGGCACAGAGCUGCACACUUAGGGCACUGGUUCAAGUCUGUGUUUACUGACUCUGAAAACAGGUCCAAAAUAAACUUUGAAGUGAUCCAAGAAAGUACAUUUUAAAUGUAAUCUUGUCCUUAACUUUCAAAGUGACCCCAGAAGGAUUUCCAGCACCAAUCCCAUAACCUCUGUCCUGUCCCCACACACUCCUAGGAUAUUUUACAUCCAUAGGAACUUCUCAGAGAGCUUCCAAAUUAAAGCAUCAUUUAAAUGCUGCUAAUUAGUGCUUUGGACAUAAAGAAAUAUAAAUACCACAAAGCACAGCAACCUCUUCCCUCUGCUCCUGUUCAGAAGGGUUUUACUCCCCUUCUUGGUUCUGAAGGAGAAGGGCAUCAGAACACACCCAAAAUCUGCCAAAUUUGAUCUGACCUUACUUAAUGUGUUCUCUCAGCUGGUCACCAUUGUCUUUGUGCAUCAAAUCCCAGCCAUGAGGGGAUGAGAGAUUAAAUAUUAUAUCCAUUUCAUUAUUUCUAAAAGAAUCUUUCUGAAUAUUAUGACGAAUUUCCAGCUGCAUGCUAAAUACUCAUUACUGAAAAAAAAAGCCAGGGAAAAA
Molecule: messenger RNA, 4634 nt
Organism: Passer domesticus (house sparrow)
Lineage: Eukaryota; Metazoa; Chordata; Aves; Passeriformes; Passeridae
Product: beta-1,3-galactosyl-O-glycosyl-glycoprotein beta-1,6-N-acetylglucosaminyltransferase 7-like
Exons: 6
Coding region: 803-2101 (432 amino acids)
Cellular component (GO): membrane
Molecular function (GO): acetylglucosaminyltransferase activity
Source: RefSeq, a predicted model, not a curated record